This is a messenger RNA of Orbilia oligospora ATCC 24927, 333 nucleotides long. RefSeq lists its product as uncharacterized. The transcript has 2 exons. NCBI's taxonomy places the organism in Eukaryota, Fungi, Ascomycota, Orbiliomycetes, Orbiliales, Orbiliaceae. The record is from RefSeq and is a predicted model, not a curated record. The coding region runs from base 1 to 333 and encodes 110 amino acids.
AUGGGCUGCGGCGGCAGCAAGGAAGAUUAUGAGGCUUCUGCAGAACCAGCCCGAACGGCGAGGCCAAAUUACAAGACUUCUGGGCCGGGACAUACUUUAGGGGGCAGCAGUAAUGGGAACGAGACAUCUGGUGGCGGUGGUGGUGGCGGUGGUGGAGCGACAAGUUCCAUGCCCUCAACCGCAGGAAAUGCUGCGGCAGCCGCGGCAGCUCGACGGGAAGAAGCACAGCGGGCAGCAGAAUCUCGUGCAAAGGCCAAGCUGAAACCGCAACCAAAUCCAGAACCAGCUAGUGGAGGAAAGGUCACAAAUUCGGAUACCCUUGCUUGGAAUUAG